Messenger RNA from Notothenia coriiceps (black rockcod), 5264 nucleotides. RefSeq names its product ArfGAP with SH3 domain, ankyrin repeat and PH domain 1b (gene asap1b). Gene Ontology annotation, cellular component: cytoplasm. The record is from RefSeq and is a predicted model, not a curated record. NCBI's taxonomy places the organism in Eukaryota, Metazoa, Chordata, Actinopteri, Perciformes, Nototheniidae. Gene Ontology annotation, molecular function: protein binding; GTPase activator activity. The transcript has 29 exons. Bases 598 to 4032 code for a protein of 1144 amino acids. Gene Ontology annotation, biological process: positive regulation of GTPase activity.
CCAAGCAGGAGAGAGUGGCAGUGAAUGUGUCUGCGGCAGCUUUUAGCGUUAAAAAACACAAACUACGGCCGAAGAACAGAGGACCGAACCCCGCUGCAAUUAGAGACGACCUCGGAAGACCAUGGACUAUGAUAAAUUCUAAAAAGAGACUGGUAACUGUGGGCUGUUUUGACGACAAGCGGUUUAUUGAACAUCUGUAGAGCAUAAUGAGGGCAUCCGCUAUUCUUUACGGUGGUUUUUCCUCUGAGGUUUAGUUAGACGCUGAGUGACACUAUUUAUAAAUGCGUCGCUUUUAGACAUCCACUCAAGGAAUAGACACACCGAGGGGAUAGAGCCUGCAGAAAUUUAGUUAAUUCCCUCCUCCCAUGGCCCCUGGGGAACAGUGAAGUCAUUUGAGAAGUCACCGGAGAAGAAGACACGUCUUAACCAUCCUGAUAGUUUAACAGUUUUGCGCGAGAAAAAAAAUCUACAUUCCCCUUCCAUCGGCUCGCCGGCACACCUCUGCUUUUUCAUCAUUUUUUUCAGUUAAUCUUACAUGGUUUAAGCUUCCUGAGAAUUCAUCGCCGACCCUGCUGUGGGCAUUUUCCCCGUUAAAGGAUGCCGGAUCAAAUAUCCGUGUCCGAGUUCCUCUCGGAGACAACAGAGGAUUACAAUUCCCCGACAACAUCCAGCUUCACCACCCGACUGCAGAGCUGCAGGAACACCGUGAAUGUGCUGGAGGAGGCGUUGGACCAGGAUCGAACAUCUCUGCAGAAGGUGAAGAAAUCAGUGAAGGCCAUCUACAAUUCAGGACAAGACCACGUCCAGAAUGAAGAGAACUACACUCAGGCUCUGGAUAAAUUUGGCAGCAACUUCAUCAGCCGGGAAAACCCCGACCUGGGUACGGCUUUUGUCAAGUUCUCCUCCCUCACCAAGGAGCUGUCUGCCCUGCUGAAGAACCUGCUCCAGAGCCUCAGCCACAAUGUCAUCUUCACUCUGGACUCGCUGCUGAAGGGCGAUCUGAAAGGCGUGAAAGGGGACAUUAAGAAGCCCUUCGACAAGGCAUGGAAAGACUACGAGGCCAAGUUUACAAAGAUCGAGAAGGAGAAGAGAGAGCACGCCAAGCAACACGGCAUGAUCCGCACUGAGAUCACCGGGGCUGAGAUCGCCGAGGAGAUGGAGAAGGAGCGGCGUCUCUUCCAGCUGCAGAUGUGCGAGUACCUGAUCAAAGUAAAUGAGAUCAAGACCAAGAAAGGAGUGGACCUCCUCCAGAACCUGAUUAAGUAUUACCACGCUCAGUGCAAUUUCUUCCAAGAUGGCUUGAAGACAGCGGAUAAGCUGAAGCAGUAUAUUGAGAAGCUGGCAGCUGAUCUCUAUAAUAUCAAACAAACUCAGGAUGAGGAGAAGAAGCAGCUGACUGCCCUGCGCGACCUGAUCAAGUCCUCCCUCCAGCUGGACCAGAAGGAGUCUAGAAGAGACUCGCAGAGUAAGCAGGGUGGCUACAGCAUGCACCAGCUGCAGGGGAACAAGGAGUUUGGCAGUGAGAAGAAAGGCUACCUGCUGAAGAAGAGUGAUGGACUGAGGAAGGUUUGGCAGAGGAGGCAGUGCUCAGUGAAGGGGGGCAUGCUCACCAUCUCUCAUGCCACAUCCAACAGGCAGCCGGUCAAACUGAACCUCCUCACCUGCCAGGUCAAGCCGAGCACCGAGGACAGGAAGUGCUUUGAUCUCAUUUCUCAUAACCGGACAUAUCAUUUCCAAGCUGAGGAUGAACAAGAGUUUGUCAUCUGGAUCUCGGUGCUGACCAACAGUAAGGAGGAGGCCCUGAACAUGGCGUUUCGUGGCGAGCAGAGCAGCGGCGGCGAGGACGGUUUGGAGGAUCUGACUAAAGCCAUCAUAGAGGACGUGCUGCGCAUGCCAGGCAACGAAGUGUGCUGUGACUGCGGAGCUGCAGAUCCUAAAUGGCUUUCCACCAACCUGGGGAUCCUGACUUGCAUCGAGUGUUCUGGCAUCCACCGAGAGAUGGGGGUCCACAUCUCCCGCAUCCAGUCCAUGGAGCUGGACAAGUUAGGAACCUCAGAACUCUUGCUGGCCAAGAAUGUAGGCAACAGUAGUUUCAAUGAGAUCAUGGAGGGGAACCUCACUACGCCCUCACCAAAGCCCACUCCAUCCAGUGACAUGACGGUGAGGAAGGAGUUUAUCUACGCUAAAUAUGUGGACCACAAGUAUGCGAGGAAGACGUGCACAUCUGUGUCCGCUAAAAUGAUCGACCUGUUUGAGGCGGUUCAGUCCAGGGAUCUGCUGUCCCUCAUCCAGGUCUACGCAGAGGGGGUGGAGCUGAUGGAGCCGCUGCCCGAGGUCGGAGCGGAAUCCGGAGAGACAGCACUGCACUACUCUGUACGGACUGCUGACCAGACCUCCCUGCACUUGGUGGACUUCCUUGUGCAGAACAGUGGUAACGUGGAUAAGCAGACGGAGUGGGGCAACACCGCCCUGCAUUACUGCAGCAUGUACGAGAAGCCCGAGUGCCUCAAGUUACUCCUGAGGGGCAAGCCAGCGACUGAUAUCACCAAUCAGAACGGAGAGACGGCGCUGGAUGUUGCCAGGCGACUGAGGAACACUCAGUGCGAGGAGGCACUGGUGCAGGCUGCAGAGGGGAAGUUCAACCCUCACAUCCAUGUGGAGUACGAGUGGAGCCUCAGACUGGAGGAGAUGGACGAGAGCGAUGACGACCUCGAUGAUAAGCCCAGUCCCAUCAAGAAGGACCGCUCCCCGAGGCCUCAGAGCUUCUGCCACUCCUCCAGCCUCUCUCCCCACGACAAGCUGUCCCUGCCGGGCUUCAUCAGCCAGAGGGACAAGCAGCAGCGCCUGUCCUACAGCGCCUUCACCAACCAGAUGUACAGCGCCUCCACCGAUCUCACCUCCUCCCCCGUGGCCGACGGGCCGCCGCUGCCCCCCAGGAACCAGGGCAAAGCUCCUCCCCCAUCUGGCCCUCCCUCUACACUCACACCAGGAGCCAGCUCCACCCUGUCCAAGAAGAGACCUCCGCCCCCACCUCCUGGACACAAACGCACCCUGUCUGACCCACCCAGCCCGCUCUCUCACAGUCCACACAGUAAAGGGGGCUUGACUGGGGGAAGCGACUCCACCCCUCCUCCUGUCAGCAAGAUGUCUCCGGUCUCUAACAAGUUUGAAGGAAUUCCUCAGCAGCAAAGCACUACUUCGAUCAACACAAAGUCUACACUUGGUCCAAGGGUUCUUCCCAAACUACCUCAGAAAGUGGCAUUGCGGAAGAUUGACACCAUCCACCACCCGUCGAUGGAUAAGCCCAGUCUCCCUCCAGAGGUCUUCCAGAAGUCCCCCCAGGCAGCCGACCCCCCCCAGAAGGCUCCUCUGGCGGACCGGCCUCAGCUGGCAGACCUGCCCCCCAAACCCCAGCCGUCUGACCUCCCUCCUAAACCCGGAGAACUUCCUCCCAAGCCUCAGCUCUCAGACCUCCCUCCUAAACCUCAGCUGGGAGACCUCCCCCCCAAACCCCAGCUCAAAGACCUGCCUCCGAAGCCGCAGCUCUCCGACAUCCCCCCCAAACCCGGGACCGCCGAGCCCACCCCCAGGCAGCCGCACGGAGACACUCUGCAGAGGCCUCAAACGCAACCUCCACCUCCCCCUCAACCCCAGCCCCAGCCCCAGCCCCAGCCCCAGUCCCAGCCCCAGUCCCAGCCCCUGCCUCAAGACUCACCGUCCCCUAAUCAGCAAGCACCUGUUGGGACGCCCCCCCAACCAGCUGCUGAAAACACCAACGGGACCCCCACAGGGACCGCAGAGACACCCGUGCCCCUCCCCAGGAAGAUCAACACGGGGAAAAGCAAAUCCCGCCGGGUGAAGACGAUCUAUGACUGCCAAGCUGACAAUGAUGACGAACUGACAUUUGCUGAAGGAGAGGUGAUUAUAGUAACAGGAGAGGAGGACCAGGAGUGGUGGAUCGGGCACAUUGAAGGGGAGCCGGACAGAAAGGGUGUGUUCCCCAUGUCUUUUGUGCACAUCCUGAGUGACUGACAGUCAGAGAGACUUGCACUACACCUCUCCCUACAUUGAGAGGUCCUGUACAUAGCGAUUAUAACACCUCUUGUCCAAUGACAAGUGUCCUAAAGAAGAAAAAAAAAAACAAGAAACCAAGAAGGCUCAUCUAGCCAUGGAUAUCUCCUCCAUGCUGUACAAAGAAUGUGUGUAUUCUUCCUUUACCAGUAUUAUCUUAACCCUAUAGCACGGCUGUGAAGAAGCCACUCUCAAAACCCUAGCACUUACCUAAAGUCUAUGUUUAUGCUGUUACUGUGUAUAUAUGUAUGUAAAUAUAUAUAUUUGUGUGUGAGUGUAUAUACAUGUUUUAUUGUACAAAACAUGUACCAUUGCUCUCUCUACCUGUCAGAUUUAAACAUCAGGGCGGUAGACUUUGAAUUUUAUCCGUAUUGAUUUUACUGGCCCUCAAGUAAUUAUCAGCUUAUAUUUCUGGACAAAUAAGAAAAGGAAUGUGAAAUAGGUCAUGUCACUCUGUCUUGCAUCCCUGUUUACCACCAUAGUUGACUGAAGAGGCUGCAGUCUCCCACUGAUCUUGCCCCCAAAUGAAAACAUUAAUGUACUCCUUGUUCUUGCUUGCUUUGUGUACACGUAUUAUGGUUGUUUUACAGUAUAGAAACCUGCUGCUACUGUGUGGUGGAAUAUCAAAGCCUGUGAUUCACUGUAGGUCACUAAUUUACUCCUUGUUACACUGUUCACUGUAUGUAUGCUCUGUGCAUAAACUCAGCGCCAUCUCCACAGUCCCUUGACUUUCUGUGCAUGGUGUAACAAUGACUGGAAUUGAGUGCUGCAUUCAAAGAUGCUCACCUCGGGGUUUGAAGAGCCACUAUUAAGCAGGACUACACAAAAAAAAAAAAUGUAUCCUGUGUUUAAAAGCCACUAUUAACAAGUAUGGGAAACUCAAGACAUCUUAGCAAUAACUUGAUUUUCUGACACCAACCGUUGUUCACAAUUCAGUGUCUUGUAAAAAACCUCAUGAGCUUGAAAUGUUUAAGUUUGAUCAUGUAAUAUCAUUCCAUGUUACUGGAUCCAGUACAUUUCCAGGUUUGCCUGUGAACCAGAGAUGUCUUUAAGAAGCACAGUGGAAUGAGCAAAAGGCUGGAGAGCCGAUGUAUUUUCACCCAGUCCUCACUGACUUGCAGUUUCCCUCCCCCAUGUUAAGGAAUAAACCCAUCAACCCAUUGUAUCAAAUAAAGUGCUGUACUGAAACUCUG